GCAAGAGUGACAUAUCUUGUUUACAAGUAAAUAUUUUGAACAUAUAAUAUAUUAUGGUUUAUAUUAAUGGUGAAAAAAUAAUCUAAAUUCGUGUUGAGCAGUGAUCAGUGACUUAAGUAAAUAUCGUACAAAAUAAAAACAAAAAAAAUGAGCAACAGCGACGAGCAAAAGGAGGAAGCUGGGGGAGCUGAACCAUGUUCGUCACCCAAACCUCUUCCGGAUCCAAACAUUAUCUGCAAAGCAUUGAUCGCUAAAUUGAUUGAUAAAAAUGACGGACCGUCGCAACCCCGGCUAAAAAGAAAAUCGAAACCAAAGAAGAACAAUUCUGGAAAUGAUCAACGCUCAGGUUCUGUUAUAGAAAUCUCGGAAGACGAGAGCAACACGUCCUCGGGACCUUCUUCACCCGCACCACCAAAUGCACCACGACCUUUUGAGAAGAGCAACUUCUUAUAUGAAAAGAAAUCCAAGAAGAAAUACAAACAAGAGAAGGAAGAUUGGUGGAGAGACGAUGAUGUUCAACGUGAGAAACGCUUGCCGGACACUGGAACUGAUCACACUUAUAGUAAGCCUUAAGCUCGUUCUUGAAAACACUCGUUUUGAUCAAGUAUGAUUUAUGAAUAUUUAUAUUAUAAAAUCAAUUUUAAUUAUACUUCUUUGUGUCUACAUACAGAGCUAUUAUUAGGAUAUUAAACUCAUUGUUAGCGGUAAGUUAUAAAAUAUUCUGAAUGUACUAAAACUUCUUCAUCAAUGUUCAUAGUUGUUGGUUGUAAUGUUUAUAGAAUCGGUUGUACUUACGGCAUUGUUUUUUGGUGGUGUUCCAAUAAUAUUUCACAUAUAUGUUUGGUCGUAAUAGGUUUCUUCGUAUGAAUGAUGUUAUAAUGAUCAAAGGAUAAUAUUGUAAUAAAAUAGAAUGUUCCAAUCAUAAAGACACAAUUUUACUAGAAAAUUACCAGCGCAAAAAAUAUUUUGUUUUGGGAUUCUUUCAUUUUAGUUUAAUAUGAUGUAAAGAUGAUCAGCAUCACAGUAUUAAUAACGGUAAUGUACAAUGACUCUUGUUGUGCAUUCAUUUGAUUAACAAAAAAUAUGAUUACAUAUGAUUGUAACAAUAAUUAAAAAAAAAUUGAAGGUAACUUUGUGGAACAGAGUAGUGUGUAAAUGAAUACGAUUACUAAUUAGAUAUAAGUUUAAAUCAAAGGUUAUUUAUGGACUUGUUUAUAUUCGAGUUGUAUUUCUAAAAGACUAUUAUUGCUACAGGCGAAAGAGUUUUCUCGAUCCCUUUAGAUUAGUUACUUUACCGCGGUUACUCUCUAAACUUGCCGUAACGGAGUAAAAGGGUGUCACUUCUC
Vanessa atalanta (red admiral) is the source of this 1346-nucleotide messenger RNA. RefSeq lists its product as uncharacterized. The record is from RefSeq and is a predicted model, not a curated record. NCBI's taxonomy places the organism in Eukaryota, Metazoa, Arthropoda, Insecta, Lepidoptera, Nymphalidae. The transcript has 6 exons. The coding region runs from base 148 to 573 and encodes 141 amino acids.